AUGGAACUUGGACUUGGAGGCCCUACCGCACUGCCCCACUGCUCCUGGCCUAAGUGGCAGGUGAGCUCCAUUUCCACCUCUGCGCAGCCCGCCCUGUGGCCGACCUUGACCGCUCUGGUCUUGCUGAGUAGCGUCACGGAGGCCUCCCUGGACCCGAAGCCCCACAGUUUGACCACCCGCGAAGACCCCGCGCCAKUCCUGGCGCCGCCCACCCGCCACCUCCCGGGGCARCUCACGGCCCGUUUGUGCGGCGGAAGAGCCCGGCGGACACAGCCACAGCCUCCCCAACCGGUACCCCCGCCGCCCGCGCCCCCACCCCCGCCCGUGUCCCCGCCUGCUGCGCCCCGCGGUGUCCGCGCGGCGCGUGCUAGGAUCCGGGGCAGCCGCACGGGGGCCACGGGCACGCGGAGCUGCCGCCUGCGUUCGCAGCUGGUGCCGGUUCAUGCUCUCGGUCUGGGCCACAGAUCUGAUGAACUGGUGCGUUUCCGUUUCUGCAGCGGCUCCUGUCGCCGCGCUCGCACCCCGCAUGACCUUAGCCUGGCCAGCCUGCUGGACACUGGGGCCCUGAAGCCUCCCCCCGGCUCCCGGCCAGUCAGCCAGCCCUGCUGCCGGCCUACUCGCUAUGAGGCAGUCUCUUUCAUGGACGUCAACAGCACCUGGAGGACYGUGGACCACCUCUCAGCCACUGCCUGUGGCUGCCUAGGCUGA
Urocitellus parryii (Arctic ground squirrel) is the source of this 708-nucleotide messenger RNA. Lineage: Eukaryota; Metazoa; Chordata; Mammalia; Rodentia; Sciuridae. The record is from RefSeq and is a predicted model, not a curated record.